This is a messenger RNA of Achroia grisella, 1205 nucleotides long. RefSeq lists its product as uncharacterized. Lineage: Eukaryota; Metazoa; Arthropoda; Insecta; Lepidoptera; Pyralidae. The coding region runs from base 345 to 1169 and encodes 274 amino acids. The transcript is spliced from 6 exons. The record is from RefSeq and is a predicted model, not a curated record.
CGAUAAGAAUAAAGCAUUAACUCUGAACGAAUACGUGGAUACCGCGCUGUCACUCAUGAAAAGACGUCUGCAGAAAUUAAAAGCAACCGCCGUAAAAUUACCAAUGUUUUCAAUAUUCUCUACCAACGGUGUGAGCGUCCUAUUGGUUUAACACCACAACAUAAAGCGAAAGGUCUUGAGUUUAAAUCUAGCUGGCUUCAAAAAACUUUGUAUUAUAUAUAUAUCUAAUUUACACUCCGGUGGUGGCAAGACUGAUAAAGAACCAAAGCAAUUAUAGAGAGGGUGGUAGGCCCGCCCUACACAUUGGAUUUAAAUGUUUAACCAUAUAAAGAUUUCCGUCCACUAUGCCUCUAGCCGUCACAUUUGGGAUAAUAGUCGUAAAGGAAUUGAAGUUGAAAAAUGGAGUACUACAUGGACUGGAUAGCAUGUACAGACGCUCAGUCGCUACUGGCAUCCGAGUAAAAGGCGAAAAUAUUCGUAAGACGGACGUCAUUAUUGGAUUCAGCAAUCUGAAGGCUGUGUAUAACUACGAUGCUGUGUUGACUACGGGAGUACCUCCUCUAAAUGGUCAGCUGAUCCUGUCUGCAGACGAGCUCACGUCAUUGAUGAGCAUAAAACUUGUCAAAGAUUCGGAAACUGUCGACAUAAAUUUUGAGUUCAUGCAACAAAUGAAGCCAGAGUCGCUGGCCCUAGAAGGCCCAGCCAAUACAAUGAUAGCAAACUUCAAACAUUUACUGGAACUUCACAUAAUUGCUAUCAUGAGCAACUCCAUGAUCUAUCAAAUCAAACUACUCAGCAGUUUGACUAAAUGUCAACCUUAUUUCGUUGCUCACAUUGACCCAGAAGACUUAAAAUACAGAAACAGUAUUAAAGAAGCCUAUGAAAAUGAAACAUUGCAGGAUGAAUCAAAUAGACUAAUAAUUUUUAAAAAUAAUGAAGACAAUAAGAGUAAUGAAAUAUCUAAAGAGGAUUUGAAAGAAACAUCUGAUACUGGUUCAGUUGUAGAAAACGUAACGGAAAGUCUAUCAGAAAACGAAGAAGACUUGACAACAGAAAAUGGAGAAGACUCCUCAUCGGAAAACAGCGAUGACGAAACAAAAGUUGUCACUAGCAAUGCUGAUUUCAUUCUCAAUAAACAAGAUAGCAUACAAAAUGGAGUAGCCUCCUAAAGCAAAUUCCAAUAAGAGAGAAAAGCUUUUACUAAA